GUGUAAAGUCAUAACAUGUCAAAGUUAAUAUAACCUGCAAUAAAAAGUUGUUAUGAUGUGAGAAUUUAAGCAGUUAAUUCAAAUAUUGCAUUUAACAUGUUUCCAAUAAGCUAUAUUACAAUACCCUGGGAGGAGCUGAUAGAGUGUCCUGAGAGCAGUAAUUUCCAGGUACCUCAGAAUGUAGUCCUAAAACCAAUGGGGCAUGAAUCGAUUCAGAUUUUGAACCAGAAUGUUGCUACUGAAAACUUAGACGUCCCAAUAAAUCAGGAGAACAAUAAUAUAACCAGUAAUGAAGCAAAGCAGAAUAAUACCAGUAACAAACAUGCAACUGAAGUGAGAUAUUUGAAGCCCAAGUCACAGCAAAUGAAAAAAUCUAGUCUUAAGAAGAAGGAUCCAAUUCAAUGUUCUAUAUGCGAGAAGACCUUCUCCAAAGUCACCCAGUAUAGGGUUCACAUGCAGGAGCACAGGAACAUGAAGAAGUUCAAGUGUGAUCAAUGCAGUGAAAGCUACAACAUUGAAGAUAAUUACAAGAUACACAUGGCCUUGCACAACAAAGGUCCACCGAGUUGUCCACUCUGCGAUAGGAAAUUUCAAAGGCUUGCCAGUUUGAAAGCGCAUCUACAUACACAUCAAAUAGAAGAAACUUUUAAUUGUAAUGAAUGUCUAUUAGAAUUUGAUAAAGAGGAUGAUUUAAAUAAUCAUAUGAUGACGAAAGUCCAUAAGGGUGAUGUUAAGGAAGUCAAAUCUGAUGAUUUACCCUAUGUUUGUUCAUUUUGCAGCUACUUGUUUAACAAUGCUGAUGAGUAUAAAGAACAUGUUACAUUACAUAUAAAGGCGCGAAGAAUGAAUGGGCUAAAGAAAAUAAAGAGACGUAAUGUGAAUACUAAUAAAAAUCAUCCUCAUAAAUGCGAGCAUUGUGAGAAAUCCUUUCCAAAGAUCUGUUUGUUAGAACGUCAUCGAAGAAUUCAUACUGGAGAGAAACCUUUUAAAUGUGAAAUUUGUAAUCGUGGCUUCAAUCAAAACGGAACAUUGCAAAUCCACUUGAAUAAACACAAAGGACACAAGCCAUUUGAAUGUAUGUUUUGUUCGGCCAAAUUUUCGCAAAGAGGAAAUCUUCGCGUGCAUUUGGAGAAAACUCAUACAGCAGGCGCGCCUGGUGAGAAAGUGUACAAAUGCACCCAUUGUACGUGCAUCUUUAAAAAAGUUUCAUCUUUGAACGGGCACGUAACCAAGGUACAUUCUGGAGAGAACAACAUUUCUGUGAUUAUAGACCAAUUGAAGUUGCUGGAUCAGCAAAGUGCUCCUCAUAAGAUGGCAGAGGAGGUGAAAGAACCGCCGAAGGAAGUUCCUAAGGAAGUACCAAAAGUUGGCGAUCCUAUUGUAACCGGUGAAUCUUACAUAAAAAUCGCAGACACCAGCAUCGAUGGGAACGUUCGAAGAUACUUGAUAAAACAUCGAAAGUACGGGGAUCACAGAUGGUAUAUUUGUUCGCAUUGUAGCAAGGAGUUUAAGAAGCCUUCGGAUCUCAUUAGGCACAUACGAAUACACACUCGAGAAAAGCCGUUUAAGUGCACGGAAUGCGACCAAACUUUCGCUCAGAAAUCCACUCUGAAGAAUCACCAGAACACUCACAUGCAAUUCCAAUUGGAUUGCGUGAUUUGCAACAAGAAGUUCAACUCGAUCAGAAAUUUGAACGUGCAUUUAAAGAAGCACGAUAAGAAUGCGAUUGCUAAAAAAGUUGAUUGCUUUAAAUGCUCUGUUUGCGAUAAAAGCUUUCCGACUAUGGACAGUGCAGAGGAGCAUAUGAUCAUUCAUGAGGUUCCCGACGUGGUGGAAACGGCUAACAAGGAAAUACGAUUAGAGGAUUGUAUAGUCAUGAAACAGCCUAUGGUUGAGACGGAAAAUGGAGUCUUCACUGUAGCCGCACCUAGACCGAAGGUGCCUUACGCAACUAUGGAACAAUAUAAAAACAGACCUUACAAAUGCCAUUUAUGUAAUGCCGCUUUCCUCAGGUCGGUGCAUCUCAAGAGGCACAUGAUUACACACACUGGCAACAAAGAAUUUCAAUGUGAUAUAUGCGCCAAAAUGUUCAAUACUCAAUAUGCUUUAAAAGAGCACAGAAACUAUCAUCUCAACAUCAAGAAUUAUGAGUGUAAGCAAUGCAAGAAGAAGUUCUACACGAAUCCCAUUUUGAAGAGACACAUGCAGAUACACACAACUACUAAACCGUACAUCUGCCCAUACUGCAAGAAACGGUUCAAGCAAGUGCAGUUUUGCAGGAAACACAUCAAACUUAUCCAUAAAAGAGAUGUUAAAGAUUCGCUAAUGACAGAUUCGGAUAAUAUCGGCUUGAAUAAAGAGCAGAUCAUGGAUUUGGAAGAAGUCCUUCAAGGAGCACUGGGGGAAACUACUGAAGAGCCGACACCACCAACUCUUACUAUUGAUCCUUCUUUACCACCAGUUGAUGAAUUUAGAGAUAUACAAGAUGCCGUUGAAAACUUCAAUCCGAUGGAAGCACUCAUGGAGAACAAGGAAGAUCCAGCAACUACAGAAAAUUUAGAAUUGGCGUUACAGCAGAACUAUUCCACCAUCAACAUUUGUCCUAGAGAUUUGCAGCUGUUCAAUGAUACCAAUAUGGUAGAUACGACGGAUCCACUCUUACCUAUAUCGGAAUUACCUGAAACAAGUAUGCUUUAUUCUCUGGAUGAUAGCUCGAAUUUUGGCAACUUGAUGUACAAUGCUAAUGAUCUGUUGGAUUUGAACGGUAGUAAAGAUUUGAACGCGAAGAACAACAACCAGAUAUUGUACGCAGUGGAGAAUUACGAAUUUGAUAUGAAUCGGUUGACGCAAAAGGCGACUACAUUGGGUGGAGAUAGCUUGAUAAUCUUCAGCAAUGAGCAGAAACCAACAGAUUUGAAUCUAUUCAGUUUGAAUUUCGCUUCUGGUGACUUGAUCAAUAUUAGUCUAAUGGAUAAUGCAAAGCAGACUUCUGAAGAAGGCACUCAGAACGUGUGCUUGAUUUGUAAGGAGACUUUCGAAAGUCUUGAGGAUUUGAAUAAACACAAUUGCACGCAAUUCGACACGAUCACUGAGACAAUUCCGGUGGAAGUAUUGAACGAGCAACAAGCGUUUUUUAAGGAAGAAGUUAUGCAGGAACCUCAGGAGAUUACCGAAGAAAUAAUCGAAAAUGUUGUUGAGGAAACUGAAGAGAAACCAGCGGAGCAAAGUUUUAAGUGUCAAUACUGCGAGAAAUCGUUUCAAAGUAAAAUAUCUCUUGUUCGGCACUCAUCUGGUCAUCAUAAGGUGCAGGUGGAUACUACUUGCAAUUAUUGUUCGAAGAAAUUUAAGAAACCUUCGGAUUUGGCAAGGCAUAUUCGUACACACACUGGAGAGAAACCUUUCAAAUGCAACCUGUGUGAUAAGAGCUUCACACUUAAUUCGACGCUGAAUUCUCAUUACAGAACGCACAGCUCGAUGAACAGCAAAGACUUCAAGUGCCAUGUAUGCAAUACUUAUUUCAGUUGCAAAUCGAGUUUAAAAUCGCAUAGCUACAUCCAUUUAGAUAUUAAACCACAUAAAUGCGACUUAUGUCCUGCUAUGUUCCGAACGUCGCACCACAAAAAGAACCAUAUGUUGGCUCACGAGAAGUACGACAAGAAGCCGCCAGGAAAGAUGCAACUUUGGAAAACCUUCAUGGAUGAGCAGAUGAGAAGUAUUGGUAACACUAACGCUGUUGAAGUUCAAUCUACUGAUCCUUUAACGCAAGAGUUGCAACAAGCUACCGAUCAUCUUGUAGCCAACGAAUUACCAAUCGAUAAUUUGGAAAUAACCGAGGGUUUAUCGAUAAAUCCUAUAAUGCUGACCAAUGGUUAUUACACGUUACCCACGGAGCUGGGUAUAGGUCAGCUGAUCUUAAAACCAAUGGUGAUGGAUCAUGCAUCUGCAAAUAUUGAAGCUGACGACGAAGAAAUCAUGAUGCCAGCAAAGCCGUUGGCCAACGACGUUAAAUUUCAGUGCAACAUUUGCUCGAAGUAUUACGUGUCCAAGGCGGGACUUGCCAAGCACAAGAGGCUAGUGCAUGGGAAUUUCAAGUGCACCAAAUGCAGCAAAGCGUUCGUCAGUGAUGAACUUUUGCAGAAGCAUUUGGUUAUGCACGAUAGCGCUAGACCCUUAGAGUGUCCGUUAUGUAACAACAGUUUCAGCAAAGAAAGCAGCCUUAAAAUACAUCUUAAAAGGAUCCAUAAUAAGAUAAUGUUUUCAGUGACCAGUCUAGGUUAAUUAAUUAAUUAAUUAUUUUUACAUAUG
This is a messenger RNA of Nicrophorus vespilloides, 4305 nucleotides long. RefSeq names its product zinc finger protein 236-like. The record is from RefSeq and is a predicted model, not a curated record. NCBI's taxonomy places the organism in Eukaryota, Metazoa, Arthropoda, Insecta, Coleoptera, Silphidae. The coding region runs from base 97 to 4278 and encodes 1393 amino acids. The transcript is spliced from 16 exons.